Molecule: messenger RNA, 1860 nt
Organism: Alligator sinensis (Chinese alligator)
Lineage: Eukaryota; Metazoa; Chordata; Crocodylia; Alligatoridae
Gene: PARP11
Product: poly(ADP-ribose) polymerase family member 11
Exons: 9
Coding region: 125-1081 (318 amino acids)
Molecular function (GO): NAD+ poly-ADP-ribosyltransferase activity
Source: RefSeq, a predicted model, not a curated record
UUCCCAAAGGAGAGGCCCCAGCUGUGCCCAUGUGGUGGCAGGCGGGGAGGGGCCCGGCCUGGGACCCCCGUGGUGUGAGGCAGAGGAGAUUCUUCAAGGGGCAGCAGAUGAAUUCUGUACCAAGAUGGAGAAUGCUGUGGAGGACAUGGAUACAACUGAUACCCAGUGGGGUUGGUUUUAUUUGGCUGAAUGUGGUAAAUGGCAUAUGUUUCAGACUGACUCAAACACUCAAUGUUCAGUUAGCAGUGAAGACAUUGAAAGGAGCUUCAGAAUGAAUCCACAUGGCUCUCUUUGUUUUACUACUGCAAAAUUUAACUACAGGUUAGACUUUUCAGUGAUGAAGCAAACGAAUUUAACUACUGAAAAACAACGUCCAAUAAAGCGAGCUCCCUUUUCUAUCAGUGCUUUCAGUUACAUCUGUGAAAACGAGGCUAUUCCGAUGCCUCCACACUGGGAGAAUGUAAAUACAGAUGAACCAUAUCAGCUUAUUCCUUUGCAAAAACAGACAAAUGAGUAUAAUGAGGUUUCUGGUUUCUUUGCGAAAACAAUGGAUAGCAACCGAAUUAAAAGAAUUCAGAGAAUUCAAAACCUAGACUUGUGGGAGUUUUAUUGCAGGAAGAAAGCUCAGCUAAAGAAGAAAAGAAAUGUUCCUGCCAUUAAUGAGCACAUGUUAUUUCAUGGCACUAGCAAUGAAUUUGUAGAAGCAAUAUGCAUUCAUAACUUUGAUUGGAGAAUAAAUGGCAUGCAUGCUUCCAUAUAUGGAAAGGGGACAUAUUUUGCAAAAGAUGCUUCAUACUCUAGUCGGUUCUGCAAAGAAGAUAUGAAACAUGGAGACACUUUUCAGAUUCAUGGUGUGAACUUUCAGCGCCAUCUGUUAAGAACGUAUAAAGUCAUGUUUCUUGCCCGUGUAUUAACUGGUGACUAUAUCAAUGGCGAACCAAAAUACGUAAGGCCUCCCUCAAAAGAUGGGAGUUUUGUGAACUUAUAUGACAGCUGUGUGGAUAACACUUGGAAUCCGAAGAUCUUUGUUAUCUUUGAUGCCAACCAAAUCUAUCCUGAAUAUUUAAUAGAAUUCAGUUAAGUUGCAGGGAGCUGAACUGGAUAUUAGGUUAGAUUUUUCGGAUGAUUCAGAAAGUAUGGAUUAUUUUUCCAGGAAGAGCCUGAUUAGGGGAGGAGAAGAGGGAUCAGAAAUGGAUAAAGAAAAGGAUCACAGAGACUCAAAUACCUAAAGAAGGGAGGAGCUACAUUACCAACAAUUGAUUUAAGGUUUUAAAUGAAUAAAAAACAAAUUGGGCCCUCCUUUUUGAAAUUGCCUUCUUGGAUUUGUACAUAAGAUCUUUUUGACAGACAUACUUACAUCUAUGGGAUGAGAUGGGAGGCAGCUGGUUGCUGUACAUGCAUAGCCUGAUGGUAUGUCCUAGGUGACAGAAAUAUAUCCUUCUCCUUCCUUGGUCCUGUUAUCUUUGCUUGUCAGCAAAGUGUGCACUUGGACCAUGUGUCACUCUCUUGUGUUCUUUAAAAUUUCAUGGAAACAUUUCCUAGAUUUCUGUCUUUAAACUGGUCAGGGCAGAGACUAUAAAUGUAUAAAUUGCCUGGCACAGUAAGCCAUUGAUCUGGGGCCUCUGACUGCUUGGCAAACACAAACAAUUAUGACCUUUGCUAAGACACAAGACUUGUAAAAACAGACCCCUCUCCCCACUUCUCAUAAAAAAUUCAUAGCAAAGCCUGUACAGAGUUCCCAUAUUAGAGUCCUCUUUAUUUUUUACAAAAAGAUUCUACAAUGCAUUUCCUUUACGCAGUUAUAAGAAAAGUUGUUGAAAUAAAAAUCAUGGAUGCAACAACAUCAUGUAUUGAUUUUGC